Eutrema salsugineum is the source of this 930-nucleotide messenger RNA. RefSeq lists its product as uncharacterized. The record is from RefSeq and is a predicted model, not a curated record. Gene Ontology annotation, molecular function: nucleic acid binding; RNA-DNA hybrid ribonuclease activity. NCBI's taxonomy places the organism in Eukaryota, Viridiplantae, Streptophyta, Magnoliopsida, Brassicales, Brassicaceae. The transcript has 3 exons. Bases 1 to 930 code for a protein of 309 amino acids.
AUGAUUGAGGAAGUCAGACCAAGAGGUGCUUCCACCAUGGACUCUUAUUGCUGGGAUUUAGCCAAAAAUGGGCAUUACACGGUCAAGUCCGGGUAUUGGGUGGCAGCCAAUAUCGUCCUCAAAAAGCAGAAUCUUCAAGAGCUCAACCAGCCCAGCUUAGACCCGCUAUACCAAUUUAUCUGGAAUUUGGACACAAGUCCAAAGGAUGAAAGUGUCAAUCACUUAUUAUUCCAGUGUCCUUUUGCCAGACUAGUCUGGACGAUCUCUCCUAUUUCUGAACCACCUGAUGCAGCUACGCACAAUACUCUCUUCACCAAUCUCUACCGAGCUUUAACGGUUAUCAAUAAGGCAAAAGAAGACUCUGAGGAAUGGGCUCAAAGAAAAGAGGUGAUUAAGCUUACUGUGAAACCUCUCUCUGCUUCGGUGUCACGAUCCUCUUGGAGACCUCCCCCAGAUGGCUGGUUGAAAUGUAAUGUUGAUGGAGCAAGAGAUGAUAAUCAUCGCCGAAGCGGUAUUGGUUGGAUUCUAAGAGAUAGCAACGGGGAAGCUUUAUGGGCUGGAACUAAGUCAUUACCUUUGCUGAAAUCAGUGAUUGAUACAGAAGCUGAAGCUCUGCGCUGGGCCAUGGUCUGUAUCUCAAAUUUAAGCUACAAGAAUGUUUUUUUUGAGUCUGAUUCGAAGACGUUGGUGGAUGCUCUAAAAGAUGAGACACCAUGGCCGAUCAUUAGCAGCUACCAUCAGGACAUACAGCUGAUCCUUAGUUCCCCGUAUGCAUUUAGGAUUUGCUUUUAUCCUAGAGAUGGAAAUCGUGUGGCUGAUAGAAUGGCAAAGGAAGCUUUUUCACUGUUGAAUCAUGCAUCCAAAUUGUUUUCUAUCAUGCCUGAUUGUGUUCUAUCUUUUAUUGAGGAAGAAAAACAGAGUUGUAAUUGA